This is a messenger RNA of Magallana angulata, 1266 nucleotides long. RefSeq lists its product as uncharacterized. The record is from RefSeq and is a predicted model, not a curated record. The transcript is spliced from 7 exons. Bases 1 to 1266 code for a protein of 421 amino acids. Gene Ontology annotation, cellular component: membrane. NCBI's taxonomy places the organism in Eukaryota, Metazoa, Mollusca, Bivalvia, Ostreida, Ostreidae.
AUGACGCGUUCAAAUCUAGUUAAAUCCGCCAUAUUGGCUUGGAUAGUAACCAUUCUUCUCUCAAUCGCCAGUGGACCACUGAUAAAAAUGAGUUUAUCAAUGGAGGACUAUUACGAUGGCCUCAUUGUGCAUAAAAAGUUACAGAACUUGAACAUCACCACAUCUAGUGAUUAUGUUGGCAUCAAAAAUACAACCAAACAAUUUUUUGAUCGUUUUGCCAAUUUCUUGGAAUGCGUUCUAGGUCUUAACAUAAUUUUGACAAUCUUGGUGAUCUUCUCACAAAUGUUUUAUGAGAAGAUAUUAUACGCCGCCGCAGCAGUUGUGUUCCUUAUAUUUACCGCUGCCUUCGUAGUUUUCUCUGUUAUGUCGGCUUUACCUUAUAAGGAUCUGUACAAUGAACAUAUCGAUCCUCACAAAACGAGUGAUUUACAUGGUCAAAUGACGUCUUCAUUAAAAGACAAUUAUUGGAAUGACAACUUUACCACUGGAACUAAGAUGUCCAAUAACUGGAAUCAUCUAUUCAUAGACUUCGAAUGUUGCGGCGUGAACAGAGUGGCAGGAACUACCAACGACUUCGAUCACACAUCAUGGUGUACCACAAAUGGCAGUUGUCAGGCCACCGCCUCGCAGAUACCAAAAACGUGCUGCAAAGGUUUUACAGAGUAUGAUUAUCAAAACGCUCAUUCCGACUGUCAUUCCUCUGUUAGCCCCGGCUUUUACUAUGACAAGGGUUGCUUUUCUGUCAUCAAGAAAGAGGUUAUAAAAGAACGGAUUCAAUUUGGUUCUUUUUACGAAGACAUUCUUAGAGAGGGGCUAAGAGUGAUUCUGGUCAUGGGGUCCUGUUCAUGCUUAAGCUUGCUUGGAACAUGUGUUUUUAUUGGCAUUUGUUUGAAGGAAAUGACUUCAAAACCUAUCAAUGGAUCAACUGCCCAGGGUCAUGUAGAGCACGUGUGUCCAAAUUCGCAAACUAACAAUGUAUCAGCUACGCAGGGAAAUGUCAAUCAAGCAUGUUCGACUUCUCAAACUAACAAUGCAUCAACAACGAACGGACAGGUCCAGCAAUGUUGUCAAACUACGCAAGUUGACAAUGCAUCAACUGGGCUGGAACGUUACCAGAACGUAGAUCCGAAAUCGCAUGCUAACAAUGCAUCAACUGCGCCCGGACAUGCCAAAAACAUUAUUUCGGAGUUAAACGGAAACAAUAAUUCUGAUUCAACUGUGACUGAACAUACCGAUGAAAAGACACGAGAAAAUACUGUAUUGUGA